GAAAUCUCAUUCGGAAUAGGUUUCUUUUUUUUUGUUUGUUUUUAAAAUAUCCUUAUUAUCUAGUCACGUUAACGAAUUUGAACUUGACUACGUAUUUUGCAUUUUUUUCUUUUUAUUCCAAUCCUAUUAGAUUGGACCAUGGGGAAGAAACAUAAGAAACAUAAGUCUGAAUGGAGAUCCUACGACGCCGGUGAGCUCGGCUCCCCCGGAGAUCAGUGUCAGUAUUAUGUGGACAAACCUCUGGAAAAGCCCUUGAAGCUAGUGCUCAAAGUUGGAGGUAGCGAAGUGACAGAACUAUCUGGAUCUGGGCAUGACUCAAGCUUUUAUGAAGACCGAUCUGAUCAUGAACGUGAGCGUCACAAAGAGAAGAAAAAAAAGAAGAAGAAGAAAUCUGAAAAAGAAAAGGAUAAAUAUUUGGAUGAGGACGAAAGGAGAAGACGAAAAGAAGAGAAAAAGAGAAAACGGGAGAAAGAACAGUGUGAUUCAGAAGGUGAAACAGAAGUUUUCGAAUCCAUAAGAAAAGACAUUGAAGCAACAGAUCGUCCAGUGAGAACAUGCAGAACGCAUCCAGAAAACGAAAGUACCCCAUUACAACAGCUCUUGGAAUAUUUCCUUCGGCAAUUGCAACGGAAAGAUCCAAAUGGAUUUUUUGCUUUUCCUGUGACCGAUCAAAUCGCUCCUGGAUAUUUCAUGAUAAUAAAAAACCCAAUGGAUUUUAGCACCAUGAAAGAGAAAAUAAGCCAGGAUGAGUAUAAAUCAGUUACAGAAUUCAAGGCUGACUUUAAGCUAAUGUGUGAUAAUGCGAUGACCUAUAACAGACCAGAAACUGUCUACUACAAGUUGGCCAAGAAACUGCUACAUACAGGUUUCAAGAUGAUGAGUAAAGAACGGCUUUUAGCUUUGAAGCGCAGCAUGUCGUUUAUGCAGGACAUGGAUUUUUCUCAGCAGGCAGCACUCUUGGGGAAUGAAGUUACUACAACUGAAGAACCUAUUCCUGAGAUCAUUAUGCCCACCGCAGCAGAAGUUGUAAAGAAAUCUAAAAAGCCAAGCAAGGAUAUGUUUAGGGUUAUGGAGGAAGAUCAAAGCAGCAUUUUUGAACCUGAAGGAAAUGCAUGUAGUUUAACAGACAGUACUGCGGAAGAACAUGUACUCGCUUUGGUGGAACAUGCUGCAGAUGAAGCCAGGGACAAGCUAAACCAAUAUUUUCCAAACUGUCGGAUAGGUUAUCUGAAAAAGAAUACAGAUGGAACUUUGUUUUAUACCGUUGUCAAUGGUGACCCUGAUAAUGAGGAAGACACACAUCUGGUGGACUUGAGUUCCCUGUCAAGCAAACUGUUACCUAGUUUUACCACACUAGGAUUUAAAGAAGACCGUCGGCAUAAAGUGACAUUUCUCAACAGUACUGGUACAGCACUAUCUUUACAAAACAACACACUCUUCACUAAUCUUAAACCAGACCAAAUAGAAUUGAUGUAUGCUGGCUAUGGCGAUGAUACAGGAAUACAGUGUGCUUUAAGCCUUCAGGAAUUUGUAAAAGACUCCGGAAGCUUUGCAAAAAGAAUGGUAAAUGACCUUCUAGAUCAAAUAACUGGAGGUGAUCAUUCUAGAACUAUCUAUCAGAUUAAACAGAUGACAGGAUCAGAGAGGGAAGGAUGCAGCAAUUCUGUACUUGACUUUAUGACCUUAAAAUCAUAUUCUGAUGUGUCUCUUGAUAUGUCCAUGCUAAGUUCUUUGGAUAAAGUAAAGAAGGAGCUAGAGCAUGAAGACAGCCAUCUAAAUUUAGAUGAUGCAUCUAAGCUCUUGCCUGACUUUCAUGAUGUUCAUAAUGACAGAGGAGGAUCAAGGCCGUCCUCAAGCAGUUCAAUGUCCAACAACUCAGAAAGGGAUCAUCAUUUAGGAAGUCCUUCUCGUAUCAGCGUUGGAGAACAGCAAGAUAUUCAUGACCCUUACGAAUUCCUUCAGUCACCAGAAACCGAUAACCAGAAUUGAAAAUUGUAUUACGUUUGUAUUACAACUAAUGGACAUUUUUAAAUGUUUUUGUGUAGUUUUUGUAACAGAUUGAUUACCCAAAAGGGCAGAUAUCUCUGUGUACAUAAAAGUAUGAUUGAACCAGCAAUUGGUAUGGUAUGCAGUGAUCAUGUACCUGCUAUGGAAAUUGUGCAGCAUUCAGAAGUAUCAUAUAACUUAAACUAUGACCGUAUGUUGAAGAAAUUAUACUGUUUAAAGCACCCCAAUCAUUUUUCCAUCCUUCAGAGAAAAUGUAACCUAAAUUAGCUAGUUUAUGGUCAGUGGGUUGUUGGGAACUUAGAAAAUGACUUCACAUUAUUUGUGCCAUCACCCCCCCCCCCCAUUUUUGGGUUAUUUGUAACACUGUAAGAAAGUGGGGUUUUUCCUUCCUAAAUGACUGGAAGUAAAUAUGCCCCCCCCUACUUAUUAGAUAUAGGGUUGGUUAUUUCUCUCGGUAAAGCUGCAUUGGGAUUGAAUAGGCUGAAGGGAAGGUUCUGACUUCCCCAAUCCAAUCCCUGUACAGCUUUACCGGGAAUUAUCCUUAAAGAACCAAUGAGGGUACAGAGAAUCUGAAUAGGAGAAAAAACUUGCGUGCACGGAGCUGCUGUCUUAUAUUCUGAAACUGGCAGCCUGAUGAAAGCGGGGGGGGGCUGGCUAAUCAAGUAAGUGAAGCAUGGCAGGGCCCCCCUUAGACACAAAACCCUGCGGGCCUGGGACAACUGUCCCCCCUGUGCCCCCCUGAUGGCUGCCCUGCCACAUUACAGCCUGUUUGAGAGUAAACAAGGGAAGUUAUUAUAUAGAGAGAGCAUUUCUUAUGAAAUGUAGCAUUUGGACAACCUAUUUUUUUCAUAUCGUCUGUUUCAUUAAAUAACAGCAUGAAAAUCAUACUUCCCUUGACAUUUGCGCUCUACACCCUGAAGGACCACUAAAUAGCACCAAUGUUUAAAGUCAGAGGGCAUGGGGCAGUUAGUCCCUUUAGUGUGGACUAUAAGCAACAGAAUAAUAUUUAAUGUGCUGAGAUGCAUUGCUAUUGGGUGAUUCCAGUAUUGCCCAAUGGCAAGUUUCUUUCUGUGUAAAGUAAAUUUACUUUUAGCUUUUCACUGAAUGUAUUCCACUGCAGUCUGAUGUAUGGAUGGGGCCCAUUUCCCUGCAUGUUUAAGAUGUUGCUCCUCCUAACACAACUGAAUAAUAACAAGGGAUGCUAAACAUUUAAAAUAGCAAUCACAGAAUAUUUAGCCAAAGCUGAACAGUAAAUACAAUUAUCAGUAUCCCACAUCCAUGCAGUCCCAAUCACAUCCCUGGACGUCAGUCAUCUCUGUGCUGUUCAGCCCAUGGAAGGUAUCCACACGACACAAUAACACACGAAUGGAUGGCAUGCAUAUUUAUUUAGUGCACCCUCUGCAUUGUUAGUCAAUACUGUAAUCAGUACUCCUGUUAAAAAAUAAACACGUUCCAUUAAAAAGCCUCAAAUAUUUAA
This is a messenger RNA of Xenopus laevis (African clawed frog), 3484 nucleotides long. It is a transcript of the gene brd9.L, whose product is annotated as bromodomain containing 9 L homeolog. The coding region runs from base 139 to 1989 and encodes 616 amino acids. NCBI's taxonomy places the organism in Eukaryota, Metazoa, Chordata, Amphibia, Anura, Pipidae. The transcript has 16 exons. The record is from RefSeq and is a predicted model, not a curated record. Gene Ontology annotation, cellular component: nucleus. Gene Ontology annotation, biological process: chromatin organization; regulation of transcription by RNA polymerase II.